AUGGUGCCUCUAGUAUGGAUAGUGUUCUUGUGCAUCGUCAGCAGUGCUAGAUCGGGUGGCGCGAUUUUCGACGAAACUGAUUGUGCUACACCAUGUUCUGCUAGCUUCUCUGGAUAUGCUCUCGAGAUGCUCAUGGUAAAGCUGGACCACAUGCAGCAAAGUGUUCUGCAACUACAGAUCGAAUUGGCCAAACAGCGGGAAGAGCAAGCGCACAUGACCGUGGGACUAGACCAAAUGCAGCAAAGUUUUCUGGAGCUACAGACCGAAUUGGCCAAGCACCGGGAAGAGGCUGCGCCAAGCCAAGUUGACAGCAAGGCGCACAUGACCGUGGGACUAGACCAAAUGCAGCAAAGUUUUCUGGGGCUACAGAGCGAAUGGGCCAAGCACCGGGAAGAGGCUGCGCAAAGCCAAAAUAACAGCGAUAAGAGCCUGGUCGAUAUUAAGAGGGCUGUGCAGAACAAUUUCGAUUCGAUGCGUCGAUUGGAGGAUGAUGUUGGACGCAACUUCACUCUUCUACGGGAACAAACAUGGCAGAUCUUGACGCAAAUACUUACGCGUGUUACACCGAAGACCAAUCCUCUUUCAUAUGUGCCCUAUCGUUCGUGCAGUGACAUUCGGAAUGCACAGUCUGGGCCAUAUAUUAUACAGGCGAACGAUGAAAGUAACCCUUUAAUGGUGUACUGUCAGGAGGAUGUGAAGGGUGGAGACAGCUGGUUGGUGAUACAGCACCGAUUCGAUGGAUCGCUAAACUUCUAUCGCAACUGGAAAGAGUAUCGGGAUGGUUUCGGUAACAUUGCGAAGGAGUUCUGGAUCGGACUGGAACGAAUACAUCAGCUGACAUCGGGGCGACCCCAUGAACUGAUGGUUGAGCUGAGAGACUUUAAGGGAAAUUAUAAAUUUGCACUCUUCGAAGCAUUCAAGAUCGGCAGUGAAGCCGAACAAUACAAUCUGAAAACCCUUGGAGCGUACAACGGAACUGCAGGCGAUUCUCUGUCAUAUCACAAGAAUAUGAAAUUCUCAACGUACGAUCGUGAUAAUGACAUGUGGACGGGAGUAAAUUGUGCUGAAUUGUUUGAGGGUGCCUGGUGGUACAACGUCCGUUCGAACUCCAAUUUGAACGGACCAUACAGGAAUACAGCAGAUGGUAGAUCGAUGCACUGGUACGACUUCAGCAAUUCCCGUGAAGGACUGAGCUUUUCAAGAAUGAUGAUCCGACCAAAAUAA
This is a messenger RNA of Anopheles cruzii, 1224 nucleotides long. RefSeq names its product angiopoietin-related protein 1-like. The record is from RefSeq and is a predicted model, not a curated record. Bases 1 to 1224 code for a protein of 407 amino acids. The transcript has a single exon. Lineage: Eukaryota; Metazoa; Arthropoda; Insecta; Diptera; Culicidae.